This is a messenger RNA of Clonostachys solani, 2178 nucleotides long. NCBI's taxonomy places the organism in Eukaryota, Fungi, Ascomycota, Sordariomycetes, Hypocreales, Bionectriaceae. The record is from the annotation of a GenBank genome assembly.
AUGGACGGCCUGGCUCUCGAUCUGAGCCACCGCCAUGAUCCCGCCGACUCUACCGUACACUGCUGCUGCGGCCGACCAGACUGCGCAGUACUCAAGAAGAACACCUCCGUCCUCGACACCGUGGAGAAAGAUGUGCAGACAGCUGCUCAGCUCGGCAAGGCCCUGUUGGCAAGGCAUGAAGCCUACAUGGCCGAUGCCGAGCGCGACCGCCUUGAACUGACCACCCGCAUUGAACGUCUGGAAAUGGACAAGUUGGAGCUAGAGGCCGAGAAUGCCAACAAGAUCGACGAAAACCGCCAGCUCCUUGACCAGCUCGAGCUUCUCAACAACACCAUCUCCGAGUCGGAUACGAAGAUCAAGAGCCUCGAGGCCAGCCUUCUCUCUUCACAACAGGCCGUGCGCCGGUUAGAAAGCGCUGCUAUCCGGGCUGAAGAUGCCGAGCGGCACUUGAUGGCCUUGGAGGAGGAGCAGGAGCAGCUCUAUGCAGAGCUUCGCACAACUAGGGAGGAUGCUCGCACACACUCUCAGAGAUUCAAAGAAGCCCAGCGGGGAAUCGUCGACAUGCAGGACCAGUUGGAGCGCAUGGAAAAGGAAGCAGAGCAGGAGCGAGAGCGCCAUGUUCAAGUCAUUGGUCGGAUGGAGCGCCAGCGUGAGGUCGAGAAGCAGCUUGACACUGCUGCCGGCCGCCUCAAGGGCGCGGCGGCUGCGACAAAGUCUUUGGCCAGCCAAAAGGAAGGCGGUAAGGUCGUCGGCCAUUUCGUGCGUGACCUUCUUCAGGACAAUGCGAACCUACAGCUCGGUAUUGCCGAACUGAGAGAGAUGCUGAUGAACUCAAACGACGAGAUCCAGUCAUUGCGCGACCAACUAACCUACCACCAACCAAUAUCUGAAGACAGGCCCAGGAACAUGGCGAAUCUCAUGGCAGAGCUGGAGCCUAAAGAGUCGCGGCGCCUUUCCCAGGAAUAUCAUAUCCACCACCAUUAUCAUGUUACACCUAAACAAAAAAACAAAAAGAAGCGAUCAAGUCUGGGCGCCGGGAUAUUCUCUCCACCAAUCCCUUCUUCAGCCGCUGCAUCAACAUGCUCGGGUCCUGCGGGUUUAUCGUCUCCAACCACGCCUGCUAUUCUUGCCUACCUCGAGAGAGAGCGUGCUUCAACACCACAAGCCGAAAAGGCUGGCUGGACGAACAAUGUAGCUGCGGCACCAGAGAUCUCUACGGCUUCGAUGCCUAGUUCUCCCCGUUCCAACCGCGUGAGCUCCUUGUUUGAUGGCGGCAUUGCCGAUUUCAACUCGCCAGCGUCACCCACAACAAGCUUUGACCCCAUGUCACCUACCUGGCGGGCGUCACAUCAUAAACGAGCGUCUGUAGCCUCGUUCCAGAGCUUUCAGACAAUCCCCCAACUUGACAUCGGAGGCGACGCAAUUGGUCCAGGCCAGCUCAACUAUCUCGAGAAUGUCAUCCAAGAGGUAGAUGAAGAUGUCAACCAUGACGAUCUUGCGCCUGGAUUAGUCGGAAACACCACCUCGACCGACGACUCCACAACAGAAGUCUCCGAGAUCUCUCGGGACGAUGCUCUACCACACCCAAGGCUCUAUAGAGCACACUCCCACGAGUCCAUCAUGUCUUUGACUGGCGGGCUUGAUGUUCACACCCUGAAGUCACGACCAAGCCAGAUGACUCUUCGUCCUCUCGGCGGCCUGGAGGCUGUGGUGACUGGCGUUAUCGCGCAGCCUACUCUUUCCCGAGCGUCAGUAAAACGAAGCGACGCCGCGCUGCGAAACCACUUCACUGGAUUCCAAUCCCCUCGAGCAGUAUCUGGCCCUGUCAUGAACAACACGCCCGGCUCAUCUCCGGUAUCCCCGGGGAUUUUAAGUGCCGGAAUCAACAAGUUGACUGGCUGGAGACCAUGGGGAGGCGGCGGAUCCAGCAAUGGGAGGACUCUGGACGUUCCCAGCCCCACGCUAACUAUCAAGGAAAAGAAAGUAUCCAGUCGAUCGCCUGGAAUCAAUCAGGCCGGUGCCAUCCCUGGAUUCCAGGAAUACUGGGUUUCAAAACAGCGCAAAGGGGCACCGGCUACGGUAAAUGCCCAAACCGUCGACCAGGGAGCUCUCGAUGAGGGACUUGAAGAAGUCGAAACAGAUGCUCAAAGCCAGAGCACAGUCAAGCCGGAACUCUAG